AUGACAGUGGACGACUAUUCAACUAAUUUGCCGGAGGCUAUCAUUACAAAACAUUACAAAGAUGUUCAUCGAAAAUCGUUGGCGGAGUCCAUGUGCCCGUUGCGUCGGAUUUCGUGCAGAUUUUCCAAAUAUCGGUCCAUCACCGGAAUAUGCAACAAUGUGUUCCGUCCACACAGUGGAGCUGCCAUGAGUGCUUUACAACGAAUCAUGCCUGCAGACUAUGACGAUGGUAUUUCAUCACUCAGAACUUCCGUUGAUGGUGAUCGUUUACCCGAUCCAUGUUUUGUGGCGCAGUCCCUAUCCAGGUGA
Messenger RNA from Ostertagia ostertagi, 309 nucleotides. The record is from the annotation of a GenBank genome assembly. Lineage: Eukaryota; Metazoa; Nematoda; Chromadorea; Rhabditida; Trichostrongylidae.